Messenger RNA from Dermacentor andersoni, 1973 nucleotides. RefSeq lists its product as uncharacterized. Gene Ontology annotation, molecular function: CoA-ligase activity. Lineage: Eukaryota; Metazoa; Arthropoda; Arachnida; Ixodida; Ixodidae. The record is from RefSeq and is a predicted model, not a curated record.
GGGACAAGCGUGCACUUCAUUUGAACACAUAUGCCUCUCGUGAAGGACCGCAUCGUGCACUCUCCUUACCCGGAAGUCCAAAUACCGGAGUGCACGUUGUACAACUUCGUCGCAGGAUUCCUAAGGCAGUAUGCGGACAGGACGGCUUUUAUCGAAGGGGAGGAGGAGACCAUGAGCUACGCGCAGUUGCUGACGCGCCUGCGCCAAUACGCCGCGGGCUUUCACAAGCACGGCGUUAAGCGCGGCGACCGCUUCAUCGUGGCCGUGGAGAACUCAACCGAUGCACUGGUCUCCAUCCUGGCGCUCAUGUUCUCCGGAUGCGUGGCCUGCUUCGCCAGCGGGCCCAGGACGGCGCGUGAGCUAGUUUACCAUGUCAAGGACGCCGAAGCAUCGUUCUGCCUCACAGAUAACGACAACCUGGCGUCUCUCACUGGCGAACCGUCCGAUUCUCUUUUCAAGAGGAUAUUCGUGAUGCGAGACACGCCGGGCUUUGUGUCAGUGACGUCGUUCCGCGGGCUCCCCGAGAUGGCGCUCGAGGAACUGCAGGAAGAGGACACGAGGAAGGCACUGUGCGCCAUCGCCUACACUUCGGGCACCACGGGAGAGGCCAAGGGAGUGAUGUUGUCGCAGUACAGCUUUGUCUGUGCCAUCGAAAACAUCAGGGCAAUGAAGUCUUCCGGCGGUAAAAGCGUACUGAUCGUAUUGUGGAACAUGUACUUAGUAUGUGCAAUUCGUACCUUCAUGAGCGCACUGUGCGCGGGAUCGACGUCAGUGAUCAUGAAUCCAAAGCUUGGAAGUGCGAAGAUUAUGGAGACAAUCAAGAAGCAUAAGGUGACGACGUUGUGCGUGUCCGCCACGCACGUACAGCUGCUGCUGCGCGAAGCGAUGAACGCGGGCGAGACGCUGAAGAGCGUCAAUUACGUGGGCAGCAUCGGCGGCACGAUGCCCGAUUCAGCAGUGGAGAAUAUGCGACGCGUGUUCGACCUGCGCAAUCUUGGCCACGCUUACGGGCUCACCGAGGCCGCAGGCGUGGUGACAGCGCCGCCCUCCCGUGACACGACUGUCUCCUUCCUCGGCUACCCGCAAGCCGGCGUGCUUAUCAAGGUUGUCGAUGUCGACACGAGGGAGCCCCUCCCAGCUGGAAAAUGUGGUGAAAUUUGUGUCAGAAUUCCCAGUGUUAUGAUGGGCUACUUGAACAAACCGGAAACAACGAAGCAGGUCCUCGACUCUGAAGGAUGGCUUUCAACCGGUGACUGCGGCUACUACGACGAGGAGGGCUGCGUGUACUACGUCGACCGGCUUAAGGACACGAUCAAGUUCCGCGGCACUCACGUGCCAUCUGUUGAGCUGGAGCAGCUGAUCGGUUCGAUGGCCGAAGUGAGGGAGGUGGCUGUGGUGGGAACGCCCUCUUUUGAGUACCAGGAUGCCACGACAGCUUUCGUCGUGCCCGAGCCACCCGCCACCGGCAGCGUUGAUCUCGCCCUAAAGAUCAAAGACCACGUGGCUGCGAUAACCCCGAUCCACAUGCACUUGUACGGAGGCGUGGUUUUCACCGACAGCCUUCCACGAAACUAUAUGGGAAAAGUUCUGAAGAAGGAGCUCAGAAAAAUCGCCGCUGACAAAGAUACAGUCAAGUUGUGAAACAUAUACGACAUCGUUACGGCACGGACUGGGUCUGUUUCAUCGUCGAUUCGUGGUGAACUUGAUGUAGAUGUUCAAUAAACUAGCGUGCAGCGUUAUAAGCAUCGGUUCUGUGACAACCAGGAUGGAACAUGUUUUUGAGUGGUUGUCAUAGCGCUCGGCGGUAUCUCUUUGCGAAGGGAACGCAUGCGUGGCUUGAAUUUUUUCGUACAGUAGCAUUUUCUCUUUAGCAGUUCUUUUACCGCUUUCAUUGUCCUGGCUGUCUUUAGGUAUGAUUUUACGCGUUAUAACAUAGAUGACCGGUAGAUUUCGUAUAGACCACAUUGCCUUCU